CAACAGCCAUAAAGGAGGCUCCACACACAGCCAUCUGGAUGGAAUUAGACAGCUGAAACAGCGACAAAGAGCCUUUUGGCCACUUCUCUGUGCCCUGUGAAGUCUGGAUGCUUUGGGAACCUACAGAAAGCCUUAUCUCCAUGGCCCUCAGGAGAGAGAGAUAGAAAACAAACUAUCUGACUGAUUAUUAGAGCCAAUGCUGGAAAUCCUUUUUUUUCUGACUGCGAUUGACGCUGCCAAAGCUGAUGAAUUUUUGUAACUUUUUAAAACUUUCAAAAGAAGAAUGAAAUUGUCAGACAUUUGUGGGGAACAAUAUUUAUCAUUUUGACAUAGUCUACUUUUUAUUUAUAAGCGUUUAUAUGAAUCAUGCCAAAGUUGACUGACAUGAUGUCUGUGUUUGUGCGCCAAAGAUGCAUGUGGUGCAUUGUUAAGGACUGCAGAUAUACGACAAACUAAAGACAAGCAGUCGUGAGUCAUUUUUGAGCCCUCAACUAAGCAAAUCUAGAGGAGCGUGAACCACUCUCUUUCAUUAAUGAGGAAUAUUUCGGGCGGAUUUAUGAGACUUGCGACUCCACAAGUGUCCUUUCAAAGUUUGUCAAGACUUUUUCUAAACCCUGUGGAACAUUAUCAGAGGUGACCGCAUCCUUUGUCAAGGAGGACCCAGAGGACUACGGCUGCUCCAAGAUGAGGUGUCAAAGAGUUCUUACCUUUCUGCGGAUAUUUGGGACCACCAUGUUUGGUGUGUCCCUCCUGGUAGGCAUCUCCACGGCCUACAUCAUGGGCUACCAGUUCAUCACCACAGCCCACAAUUACCUAUCCUUUGGCCUGUAUGGAGCCAUACUAGUUGUGCACCUCAUUAUCCAGAGCCUCUUUGCACUCCUAGAACACAGAAACAUGCGGCGCUCCUUAGAGACACCGAUCAAACUCAAUAAGUCAUUGGCAUUAUGCAUCGCAGCAUAUCAAGAGGACCCAAACUACCUGAGGAAAUGCCUGGUGUCAGUGAAGAGGCUGACAUACCCAGGGAUCAAAGUGAUCAUGGUGAUUGAUGGGAACUCAGAUGAUGACUUGUACAUGAUGGAGAUUUUUAAAGAGGUGAUGGGAUGGGACAAAUCGGCCACCUACGUGUGGCGGAGUAAUUAUCAUAACAGAGGAUCUGAGGAGACAGAUGAGAGCUACGCUGAGAGCCUUCAGCAGGUUUCCAGGCUGGUGCUGAACAACAAGUGUGUGUGCAUCAUGCAGAAGUGGGGAGGAAAGAGAGAGGUCAUGUAUACAGCUUUCAAAGCACUCGGGAGGAGUGUGGACUACGUUCAGGUGUGUGACUCUGACACCAUGCUGGACCCAGCAUCAUCGGUGGAGAUGGUGAAGGUUUUAGAAGAAGACCCUAUGGUGGGAGGUGUUGGAGGAGAUGUUCAGAUUCUAAACAAGUACGAGUCGUGGAUCUCCUUUCUGAGCAGUGUACGAUACUGGAUGGCUUUCAACAUUGAACGAGCUUGCCAGUCCUACUUCGGCUGUGUGCAGUGCAUUAGCGGACCUCUAGGAAUGUACCGAAACUCCCUCCUGCAUGAGUUCCUGGAAGACUGGUACAAUCAGACUUUCAUGGGAUCUCACUGCAGUUUCGGGGAUGACCGUCAUCUGACAAACAGAGUUCUCAGCCUUGGCUAUGCAACCAAAUACACAGCACGAUCAAAGUGCCUCACAGAGACACCCAUUACAUACUUGAGGUGGCUUAAUCAACAGACUCGAUGGAGCAAGUCAUAUUUCAGAGAAUGGCUAUAUAACUCUAUGUGGUUCCACAAGCACCAUCUAUGGAUGACUUAUGAGGCAGUAAUCACAGGCUUCUUCCCAUUUUUCCUUGUUGCCACUGUGAUCCAGCUCUUUUUCCAAGGAAGGCUCUGGAAUAUUCUGUUGUUUUUACUCAUUGUGCAGGCAGUGGCACUGAUCAAGUCAUCAUUUGCCAGCUGCCUCAGAGGUAACAUUGUAAUGGUGUUCAUGUCAUUCUACUCUGUACUGUACAUGUCAAGCCUGUUGCCAGCCAAAAUGUUUGCAAUAGCAACAAUCAACAAAUCUGGAUGGGGGACCUCUGGGAGGAAAACAGUAGUUGUGAACUUCAUUGGUUUGAUUCCUAUAUCAGUUUGGUUCACCAUCCUCUUCACUGGGAUUAUAUACACAACAAUCCAGCAGACGAGAAAACCCUUUCCUGAAUCAGAAAAGAUUGUUCUGAUCAUAGGAGCUGUUGUCUAUGCCAGUUACUGGGUCAUACUGUUGACAUUGUAUGCAGUGCUUAUAAAUAAGUGUGGCAAGAGGAAGAAGGAAACACAUUAUGACAUGGUGCUGGAUGUAUGACUUACAGACUAUAGUCAUCAUUUACCACUGAACUCACUUUUUGGGUUGUUUUCAUGGACACUGUGUUAUGCAAAGGUUUUUCAGAUGCAGAGCAGCUCUGGAGGCAAAAUUGACUGAGUUCAACUAAAAUAGGUGAAAACCAGAGUUAUGGGUGGACAGAAACACUUGAAUGGAAGCAACUGUGUGUUUUGUUCACUCAUGACCACAGCAUUCUCAGAACAUCAGCAUGCUAACUUACCUAAAUGACGCCUUGUUUGGUUAGGUGAAAAUCAGCUAGCGUAAGCUAACUAGCUAACCUACAUAACUCAGCAUGGCAAGAUUGCAUAUUCUGCAGUUGGCAGCAAGAGUACUAAUAGGCUUUUUAAUAUUAGCUACCUCUUACUGUGGUCAGUUUCACUGGGUUUCAGUAUAACAUUAUCAAUUUAGCAAAAGAAACUGGAUUUUCCAAUGCCCCCCAUUGUGGUUUAACUUGACCAGCGAGAAUAUUUUACCUCCAGGGCAUCAUUGUGUCUCCAAAAUAUGUUUCUACACCCUAAUGAGAAACCAGUGUAUACUGUAUUUUCCCCCACCAAAGGGGAAGCCAAAAGACUGCCAGUCUAUCUCAACGGUCAUAUGACUACACAGCAUCAAGGAUUACAUACAUAACUGUAAAAGGUGCUGAUAGAGAGUAUUGGCAUCACUUCGGCUAAAUGUAAUCAAUAAAGGAUGGUCUGUGUGGAUUUGACUAAUAGGAGAGGUUGGCCUUUACUAUUAAAAAGAAACACAAAAAUGACAAGAAGUUAUACCACAUCUAUUCAGUGAUAUAAUGCCAUAUGUUCUGGCAUCAUUGCAUUGGUUUACUUUUGCAAUGUUUUAAAAACUCUUUUUAGAAGAGCUGCAUUAUCACUUCUCAAUAAGUUAAUGGCUGCAAAAGGGCUAUAAAAUGAAGAGCUGCUCUCUUCCUUUUGUUGCAUUCAAGACAUAUGGGAAAGACAAAUGUUCUUGUCUUCACACAUUAUAUAUGCUUUUAUAAUGUAUCUGAUUCAAUUAAAAACAUUUUAUUCAUUUAAAAAUCAGUCAGUUCAGUACACAAUUGCAACAAGGUUUUCGUGCAGUUAUUUGUUGUUAUAAGUUGUGUUUGUGGGGGACAUUACAGUACUUGAUUUGCUGUUUAAAAUAAAUCAAAAUGCAUCACUCACUCUGGUGCACGUAUCUUGAAUGUGAAAUAAUUGAAUGAUCCUUACAAAAAAGGCUACAAACCUAUUGUGUUUGAAUCUGUGGGUACUGUCAAGUAUUUUGUCCUUGGACAAUCAUUUUUUAUUCCCAUAUGACCUGAAUCCAGUACUUUUUUUCAGUGUUUACAAAAUGAUGAAUCACAAGCUGAUUGGUAGAUGUAGAAUUUUCACCAGAUGAGGUGACCAGGUGAACAUGUGACCAGAAGAGAGGUGGUGUAUCAUUGCUGCUGUGACUGCUUUCUUUUUACUUUAGUUGUUUUUCUUUUGUUAAAAAAAAUGAGUGAAGGGUUUAUGUUGCAAAAAUAAACACUAUUAUUGUUUUUCUUUCAACCGAAAUGAAUGAUAACCACCAAGCAGACACAGUGGACAUGUUACAAUCCAAAGAUUUUGAGAUUUUUGCUUUCCACAUGCCCUUGCCCUAUUCCUUCCUCCACAUACAGUACUGUAUUGAGGAUACCCGCUGCUUCCUUGCAUUGCAUUUGAAAACCUGCAAGGGAAGAAGUAAAUGUGAGAAGAGCAUGUACCUACAGUAAGUCCUGUCUGAUAACAGGAAUCUGAACAGGGGCACUUGAAGGAAGGGAACAGCAUUUUGGAAUGAAACAAGUCCUGUGUUUGCUACAGAGACAUGAGUUUAACUAUUAUGCACUUUCAUGUCUCUCCAGUCGUCCAGUGUGAUGCUUGACAUGAUCAAAAUAAAAUACCUCAGUGGUUCUCUUUACAUUGCAUGAAGGCAUCAGGAUGCCAUAAAUACGGAUGCAUUCUGAAGGUCUUGAGAAAUUUAUGAUCAGUUUGUGAUAUUAAAUAUAAAAGUGUGGUUUUUAUACAGUUCCUUAAUAAGUCAAAGCUGGAUUUCUCUGCCUUG
This is a messenger RNA of Monopterus albus (swamp eel), 4419 nucleotides long. RefSeq names its product hyaluronan synthase 2 (gene has2). Lineage: Eukaryota; Metazoa; Chordata; Actinopteri; Synbranchiformes; Synbranchidae. Gene Ontology annotation, cellular component: plasma membrane. Gene Ontology annotation, biological process: hyaluronan biosynthetic process; polysaccharide biosynthetic process; extracellular matrix assembly. Gene Ontology annotation, molecular function: hyaluronan synthase activity. Bases 685 to 2343 code for a protein of 552 amino acids. The transcript has 4 exons. The record is from RefSeq and is a predicted model, not a curated record.